GUUGCAGUUACGUUUUUGGAGAGCAAGGAUACGGUUCGAAGAUGGCUGUUCGUUUAACCAGGAAUUCUCAGCUGGCGGCAGAGAAUCGAACUGCGGUGGGGGGGAAAGCGGCGAUGGCUACAAAACCCAGUCUAAGGCCGCGGGCUGUGCUGGGAGAGAUCGGAAAUAAAACCGCAGCUCCACGACAAGGCCUUAAAAAGGAAGCCAAGAUUGAAAUCCCUAAAGUCGUUCAGAGGAAACCGAGUAAAGUGGAGAAGGCCCCAGAGGUGCAGGUGCCCAAAAGAAAUGCAACCAAGAAAGUGGAAGAGCCAGUCCAGGUGUUGCCAGAGCCCACAUCUCCCACUCCUAUGGAGACAUCAGGCUGUGCCUCAGAUGAUCUGUGCCAGGCUUUUUCAGAUGUGCUGCUGAACAUCAAAGAUGUGGAUGCUGAUGACUAUGAUAACCCCAUGCUCUGCAGUGAAUAUGUCAAGGAUAUCUACCAAUAUCUACGCCAGCUUGAGGUUGACCAGGCAGUCAGACCAAAAUACCUGGAGCGGCAGGAAGUGACUGGAAAUAUGCGCGCUAUCCUCAUUGACUGGCUGGUCCAGGUUCAGAUGAAAUUCCGCUUGCUGCAGGAGACGAUGUACAUGACCGUAGGAAUCAUUGACCGUUUCCUUCAGGAUCACCCUGUACCCAAAAAGCAGCUCCAGCUAGUUGGCGUGACGGCCAUGUUCAUCGCCUCCAAGUAUGAAGAGAUGUAUCCACCAGAAAUCGCAGACUUUGCCUUUGUCACGGACCGUGCGUACACCACAGCUCAGAUCCGAGACAUGGAGAUGAAGAUCCUGAGGGUGCUGAAGUUCAGCUUUGGCCGACCUCUCCCCCUCCAGUUCCUGAGACGGGCCUCAAAAAUUGGCGAGGUGACUGCAGAAUAUCAUACCCUGGCAAAGUACUUCAUGGAGCUCACCAUGGUGGACUAUGACAUGGUCCACUUCCCACCCUCUCAGGUGGCCUGUGCUGCUUUCGCUCUCACACUGAAGGUUUUCAACAGUGGUGAAUGGACUCCUACGCUCCAGCAUUACAUGAACUACGCAGAGAGCAGCCUGAUCCCUGUGAUGCAGCACAUUGCCAAAAAUGUUGUAAAGGUCAAUGAAGGGCUUACAAAGCACAUGGCGGUCAAGAACAAAUACGCAAGCCAGAAGCAGAUGAGAAUCAGCAAUCUCUCCCAGCUGAAGUCAUGCCUCAUCAAGGACCUGGCAGCGCAAGCAUCUUGAGAUGCGUUCACUGAGCACCAUGUGCUUUUAUUGUAUAAAAUGUGUGCAUGCUUUUUAACUUUUUAAAUAAAGAUUUUACUAGUCACCAGAAUACUGACUUCUAAAUCUUCUA
Megalops cyprinoides (Indo-Pacific tarpon) is the source of this 1362-nucleotide messenger RNA. RefSeq names its product cyclin B1 (gene ccnb1). Gene Ontology annotation, molecular function: cyclin-dependent protein serine/threonine kinase regulator activity. Gene Ontology annotation, cellular component: cyclin B1-CDK1 complex; cytoplasm; mitochondrial matrix. The transcript is spliced from 9 exons. Gene Ontology annotation, biological process: mitotic cell cycle phase transition; mitotic metaphase chromosome alignment; regulation of cyclin-dependent protein serine/threonine kinase activity. Lineage: Eukaryota; Metazoa; Chordata; Actinopteri; Elopiformes; Megalopidae. The coding region runs from base 42 to 1250 and encodes 402 amino acids. The record is from RefSeq and is a predicted model, not a curated record.